Molecule: messenger RNA, 1488 nt
Organism: Cynara cardunculus var. scolymus (artichoke)
Lineage: Eukaryota; Viridiplantae; Streptophyta; Magnoliopsida; Asterales; Asteraceae
Product: DELLA protein RGL2-like
Exons: 2
Coding region: 1-1488 (495 amino acids)
Biological process (GO): regulation of DNA-templated transcription
Cellular component (GO): nucleus
Molecular function (GO): DNA-binding transcription factor activity; sequence-specific DNA binding
Source: RefSeq, a predicted model, not a curated record
AUGUUUCCUUCCAAGAAAUUUGAUCUUGCUGCAGAUUCAGAUAAUCCUUCUUCUAAACUCCAAAUAAAUGAUCAACAGGAGCCCUUUUUCAGCGAUUUCGGAGAUUCAGAUAAUUGUUAUGUCGAUUUUGCUUCUCCAGCUUUUCAUGUUUUCGUAAAGAAUACCAAAGAUUCACCAUUUCCAACCAGAUCAAGAAAAUUGAAUGCUGAAAAGAUUCUGGUUCCAACCCAAAAUCCUGACAAAAAACUGUCGACUAACGCAAUAAUUCGAUUGGCUUGCCAACGGUUUGUCGAAUCUUGUUCUUCGAAAAAUGAUCAAAUUUCGUGUUCUGCAUUAUCGGAUGAUGAAGUUAAAGAUAUUGAACUUGUGCAUACUCUUCUUACUUCAGUUGAGAAAACCGGCCAACGACAGUUUGAUUGCGCAACCAAACUCGUUGAAUUAUGCAAUAAUGUAUCUACGACUGAAGGAAAUCCGGUCGAACGAUUGGUUUACUACUUCUCCAAAGCUCUUCAUGAGAAAAUAAACCGAGAAAUGGGAAGAGUAGAGUGCGAUGGACUUGGAAAUAUGCAGAUGUUUGAUCUUCAAGAAGCGUCGACAAGUGUAGAAGCGAGCAUUUUCGCAUUUCACCAGCGGGUUCCGUUGCCGCAGGUUUGCCAAUUUAUUGCUAUUCACAUGAUCAUUGAAAAUGUAAGGGAAGCAACAAAAAUUCACGUAAUCGAUCUCCAGAUCAGGCACGGGAUGAUAUAUACAGUUUUGUUGAAAGCUCUGGCGAGUCAGUGUGAAUCGCAUAUCGAGCAUAUCAAGAUAACUGCUAUCGGUACAAGAGCAGAAUCAAAGAUAAAAGACAUUGGUAAACAACUUGCUGAUUUUGCAGAAUCGAUUAACUUGUCAUUUAGUUUCAAGAUGGUUAUGAUAGCAGAUGUGCUCGAUUUCAACAUCAACCUCCUUGAAAUUGAUGAUGAUGAAACAGUUGCCGUCUACUCGUCGUGCUUUUUAUCGAGUUUGAUCGCAAAACCAAACCAUCUCGAAUAUCUUAUGCGAGUGAUUCGAAAAAUUAAUCCUUGUGUAACAGUAAUCACCGAAGUUGAAGCAAACCAUACUUCAUUGGCUUUUGUGAAACGUUUCACCGAAGCUCUUUUCUUCUAUGGUGCACUUUUCGACAUCAUGUCGUAUUGUUUGGCUAACGAUGAUCGGGACCGAAAGGUUUCAGAGUCUGUGUUGUAUGGUCAAUCUAUACGUAAUAUUGUUGCGGCUGAAGGAGAUGAACGAACAAUUCGACACAUUGGUGUUGAUGUUUGGAGGGAGUUUUAUGCGCGAUUCGGAAUGUUGGAAAUCGAAUUGAAUGAUGCGUCGUUAUUUGAAGCAAAGUUGCUGAUUAGCAACUUCGAUUGCGGGAGUUGUUGUUCGAUUCGUGUUGAUGGAGGAUGUUUGCUCAUCGAUUGGAAAGACGUACCGAUCUUCUCUGUUUCCGCUUGGAAGUUUCUAUAA